Molecule: messenger RNA, 363 nt
Organism: Strongylus vulgaris
Lineage: Eukaryota; Metazoa; Nematoda; Chromadorea; Rhabditida; Strongylidae
Source: the annotation of a GenBank genome assembly
AUGCUCUUCUCUUUGCUAUGUAUACUAGUCGAAAAUGUUGAUUGGAAAGGCCAUCUCGUAGUUUUGAAUAAUUCUGUAAAUGGGUUUCCAACAACAGGUGAAAACAUUGUAGUAAAAGCUGUUGAAAUACAUGCUGUUGAAGGCGAUGAUCCUUCUCCAAGCAAAGAAUAUGACCACCAAGCCCGCGUUGUAUUCGAGGGGGAUGUAGAAGAUGAUUUUAUGUCUGCAAGAGACGAUGAAGCGUGUGCGUCUUGCGCCCACAUCGAAGGUGCUGUAGUCACAGUCUUGUCAUCAGUUGUUGUACUAUUGUCCUCAGUAUGGAAACUUGUGCUAAUUAAUUCCUUUACAUCGCUAGCACUGUAA